AUGGGCAACUGCGGUAUUUUCCCUUGCGGGACGUUCUGUAGCAGCGGUCGUGUGUGUAAAUGUGGCGAUGGAAGUCAAAUGUGCUCACCUAGUAGCUCUUCAUGUCCUGCGGGUUGUGGCUGGCUUGAAACUUGGGGUGGAAAACGAAAACGAAGUGUUUUAGACACGCUUGUUGGCAAUGGUGGUGGUCAUCUCGAAUAUAUGUUCAUACUUCUUGCAUUAUGCAUAUUUUUCGUUCUCUGGCGACGAAUAAUGAAUCCACAUUGA
Molecule: messenger RNA, 267 nt
Organism: Didymodactylos carnosus
Lineage: Eukaryota; Metazoa; Rotifera; Eurotatoria; Philodinida; Philodinidae
Source: the annotation of a GenBank genome assembly